AUGCCUCUGCUGAAAAUCUUACAAUGGUUCCUGAUCUCAGAGCAAAAAAAAAAGAACCGAGAAGAGUGUACAAAGGCCUACCUAUCUUGGAGUGCUAGCCUGCAGCCAUACCGGCCUCCAGAUACUGAUGUGGUCAACUCUUACUUCCCUCUGGGAGGCUUCAUCAUGCCACACAAAAUCCCUUUGCCAACUCCCUCGGCCUCUGCCAUAGCAAGCAGUAGCGGCACCGGGGCGGCCAAUCUGAAUGCAGUGAGGGAGACCAUGGAUGUUCUGCUUGAGAUUUCAAGAAUUUCGAAUACUGGCUUAGAUAUGGAAACCCUGUCUAUAUGUGUGCGACUCUGUGAGCAAGGGACUAACCCAGAGGCUCUGCCAUCAGUUAUUAAGAAGCUUCACAGGGCCACUGAGGCCCUGAAGACUGCUGAUAAUGACUAGCUGACUUUCUGGAGAAAUCCUGAUGACAUAUGUCAAGCUCUGCGAGGGGAUUUGAAGGUUGCAUUAUAGUCAAGAGUGAACAGUGAAAUUAUUGCAUGCAGCAGCAUAGGAAAAUGUUCUUUUAAAGAA
Molecule: messenger RNA, 561 nt
Organism: Ochotona curzoniae (black-lipped pika)
Lineage: Eukaryota; Metazoa; Chordata; Mammalia; Lagomorpha; Ochotonidae
Product: mitotic-spindle organizing protein 1-like
Exons: 2
Coding region: 1-432 (143 amino acids)
Biological process (GO): mitotic spindle assembly; microtubule nucleation by interphase microtubule organizing center; gamma-tubulin complex localization
Cellular component (GO): interphase microtubule organizing center; gamma-tubulin ring complex; spindle
Source: RefSeq, a predicted model, not a curated record